Danio rerio (zebrafish) is the source of this 1773-nucleotide messenger RNA. It is a transcript of the gene cyb5b, whose product is annotated as cytochrome b5 type B. Gene Ontology annotation, molecular function: heme binding. Lineage: Eukaryota; Metazoa; Chordata; Actinopteri; Cypriniformes; Danionidae. The record is from RefSeq and is marked validated. Gene Ontology annotation, cellular component: membrane.
GAAAUGGUGUGCCGGCUAAACAAGAGCUGAGCUGAGCAGUUUUGGGUGUCAUAAAAAAACGUCUAUAAGCAACAAACAGACAAACCUACACACUGGUUUUCCGCAUAACUGCAGCAGAGAAAGCGAGCGACACGGAGUGAAAAUGGGGGAAGAGACUGGGAGCUCAGUGGGCAGAGAGAACCAGAACACGAAGAAUGAAAGCACGCAAGAGGAUAGCGGUGUAAAAUAUUAUACACGCAAGGAGGUUCAAGUGCAUAACAUGGGCAAAGACACGUGGCUCAUCAUUCACGAUAAAGUUUACGAUAUCACAAGUUUCAUGGAGGAGCAUCCAGGAGGCGAGGAGGUUUUGCUGGAGCAAGCAGGCGCAGAUGCAACAGAAAGUUUUGAAGAUGUGGGUCAUUCAACAGACGCCCGGGAGAUGCUCCAGCAGUAUUACAUUGGGGAGCUCCACAUGGAUGAUCGAAAGAAAGAAUCAAAAAAGGAAGUUUACAUUACAACUUCCAAAGAUUCCAGGUCGUGGAGCACCUGGUUUAUUCCUGCCAUAGCUGCUGUUUUAGUGGGCAUCAUGUACCGUUACUACACCUUGGAGCACAAAUCAUCCUGAAAUUUGCCACUAAUAGAUAUUUCUGUUGUCUGGAGGCCUUGACUUGUUUGACAGAGUCCAUAAGAUCACUCUCUCAAAACUCUUGCUCAUUCUGUCUUCUUUCAUUUCUGCUCAGCCCACUAUUUGGAAAGGAUCCAUAGCUUAGUGGCUCAUGUAGACUGGCUUUUCUACCACGAUUUCCAGUUCUGUCUGGAAACUUUUUUUUCUGUCAUUUUAUUUCAUCUUUAAAAUGUGCAUGGAAAUGAUUUCCACCGCUCUGUGUUGUUGAUUCAGCUCCUUUAGUGAUGGUGCAACUUGUACUGAUCCAAAUUUGCAGAUUUUUUUGACAAAUCACGCGUACACAGCAUUUGCAUAGCUGCUAUUCAAUGUUUGAUUAUUACCAGAGGAUUUUGACCAAAUGAUUUAAAUCAGGCAGGUCCAAAGUCAAUGAUGGAGGGUCGGUGUCCUGCAAAGUUUAGUUCCAACCCCAAUCAGACACACCUGGGCUAGCUAAUCAAGCUCUUAAGCUGCGGUCACACUAGAGUUGGUGUGUGUGAAAUUCUGUCGUACUUCCCUGCGAAAAGGGGCAGUAUUGAACAAGAUGAUUAGACAUUAAAAAAGCAAGCGAUUUGCUCCAUGUUUAAAUUUCUGUCCAGACAGGUUAUGUUUUGAUCCUCAAUUGGUCUCACGCAGUCAUGUCAUGCGAUUUCAUAGGUCAGAGUUCACCAAGCUUGAACUUUGCACCGCGGCAACCUGCAAAACUUGACGCAUGACCUUGCGUUUCCGGUCUGACGCAAUCGUGUGCGUAUGAAAACAAGUUGAAACAAGUAUGAAGACAAGUUCAGUGUGACAGCAGCUUUACUAGGCUUUCUAGAAACAUCCUUGCAGGUGUGUUGAGGCACGUUGGAGCUAAAAUCUGCAGGACACCUGCCCUCCAGGACCGAGUUUGGGCACCCCUUAUUGAAGUGGUACUUUUUCAAGCAUAAUGUACUCUGCUGUUUUUAACAUAGAUUAAAAAAGUUAGUUCAACCAAAAAUUGAAAGGUGUUUUAUUUGUGAUUAACUGACUUUAGUUUAAAACAAUUGAGCAAACGUGUUGUCUUAUAAUUAUCAAGUUAACAAACUUAUGCAUAAUUGUGAAAGUCAGUGUUUACUAAUUAAAUUUUAAUAAAAUCAACCUGUUAAUUUUAA